Messenger RNA from Cyclopterus lumpus (lumpfish), 990 nucleotides. RefSeq names its product ornithine decarboxylase antizyme 2a (gene oaz2a). The record is from RefSeq and is a predicted model, not a curated record. Gene Ontology annotation, molecular function: ornithine decarboxylase inhibitor activity. Gene Ontology annotation, biological process: positive regulation of protein catabolic process. Gene Ontology annotation, cellular component: cytoplasm; nucleus. Lineage: Eukaryota; Metazoa; Chordata; Actinopteri; Perciformes; Cyclopteridae.
GGACCGCAGAGGAGUGUCUGAGACUCGCCUCUGCAGCGCAAAAAAUAAAACAAAACACAGCCAGAUACUUUAAAAAACAUAUUUUUUAUAUAUAAACCCGCAACGAGGUUUUUUUUUUCCUCUUUAAUUUACGGAUGGUGAACUUGUCUGUCGAGUUUUUAUCGAACAGCAAUUGUUUUAGUUGUCAAAAAGGAGCCAAAGACCCGUGCUUCCUCGAAGCUAUCAUGCUGAACACCGAGGAAAGUUCCUGGUUAUCGGGAUCCCGGCUGCCCAGCUCCAUCCCUCAGUCCCCAGGGCCUCUGUGGUGUUCCGAUGCCCCUCACCCACAACUGAAGAUCCCGAGUGGGCGAGGGACGGUCAGGGAUCACUCUCUCGGCGUGCUACUACACAAGGAUGAUAAGUUAACGGUGACACAGGCCUCUCCGGCGAGUGGGAACCCCUCUUUUCUUCGCUUCAGCUACCAGCUGAAUGAGCGCCGCUCGGCCUUCUGGGACACGGCCCUGUCGGGAGACAGCCUCUUCCUGGAGAUCCCCGCCGGGCCGCUGGCGGAGGGGAGCAAAGAAGGGCUAACUGCUCUGCUGGGGUUUGCGGAAGAGAAGAUCAAAGUUAACUUUGUGUUCCUGUGGUUCCAUAAAAACAGAGAGGAUCGAUUGUCCAUCAUCAAGACGUUCCACUACAUGGGCCUUGAGAUGGUGAAGCCGGGCCACCCCAUGGUACCGGCCCGGCCCGAUCUGGCCUUCAUGGUUUAUUCUCUGGACAACAGCAGCUCAGACGAGGAGUGACUAACACCUCCUCCCCCCCCACCGCCCCCACCCCAUGGAAACACGCCUUCUGACUGUUUUCUCCCCCCCAGCAAUGGAAGCCUCCUCGGCUCUCGCUCUGAACGCUUUAAAGAACUCUUCGUCAUCGACUGGGAGGUGUCGGCUUUUUUUCUUUCUUUUUUAUAGACUUGUGAUUUAAGACUGAUGGGAUUCUCUCUCUCCCCCCCCC